AUGCUCUCUGAAAACACAAAAACGAUUACUCGGAUUGCAAUAAUCGGUGUGGGUCAGGUUGGUGCCGCUGCUGCUUACGCACUAAUUCUGGGCUCUAUUGCUAGUAAAUUGCUGUUGGUAGAUAUCAAGGUCGACUUGAGAGACUGCCAGGUUUGUGAUGUUCCCGAUCCCUACAGAGGCGAAACUAGCAUUCGGCACAUGUACCAAAAGAUCCACAUGUACCAAAAGAUCACCAUUAUCGAGAGCAUUACCAACGCAAUGAAGCCAUUCAGACCCGAUACAAUUCUACUAAUCGCGGCUAACCCCGUCGAUGUUAUUACUUCCUUCAGUCAAGAGCACUCUGGGCUACCAGCGUCACAGGUGCUGGGCUCUGGAACUUUUCUCGAUUCAAUUAGGCUUCGCGGAAUGCUAGCAGAUCAAGCCGGGGUCGCCGCAAAUGCAAUGGAUGUCCAAGUACUGGGCGUGCACGGGGAGUAA
Messenger RNA from Penicillium samsonianum, 477 nucleotides. RefSeq lists its product as uncharacterized. The record is from RefSeq and is a predicted model, not a curated record. The coding region runs from base 1 to 477 and encodes 158 amino acids. Gene Ontology annotation, molecular function: oxidoreductase activity, acting on the CH-OH group of donors, NAD or NADP as acceptor. Lineage: Eukaryota; Fungi; Ascomycota; Eurotiomycetes; Eurotiales; Aspergillaceae. The transcript has 4 exons.